Cynocephalus volans (Philippine flying lemur) is the source of this 1555-nucleotide messenger RNA. RefSeq names its product thioredoxin related transmembrane protein 1 (gene TMX1). The record is from RefSeq and is a predicted model, not a curated record. The transcript is spliced from 8 exons. Gene Ontology annotation, cellular component: endomembrane system. The coding region runs from base 53 to 886 and encodes 277 amino acids. NCBI's taxonomy places the organism in Eukaryota, Metazoa, Chordata, Mammalia, Dermoptera, Cynocephalidae. Gene Ontology annotation, molecular function: disulfide oxidoreductase activity.
CUGAGGGGAGGUGGGGCUGCCGUGCGUGCUGUGGGUUGGAGGAGCGGCCGAUAUGGUUCCCUCCCGGAGUCUUGUGGGUCCCCUGGCAGUCCUGGUGCUGUUGCUUUGGGGGGCUUCCUGCACCCACGGGCGGCGGAGCGACGUGCGCGUCAUCACGGAUGAGAACUGGAGAGAGUUGCUGGAAGGAGAGUGGAUGAUAGAAUUUUACGCUCCGUGGUGUCCUGCUUGUCAAAAUCUUCAACCAGAAUGGGAAAGUUUUGCUGAAUGGGGAGAAGAUCUGGAGGUUAAAGUUGCAAAAGUAGAUGUCACAGAGCAGCCAGGACUGAGUGGACGGUUUAUCAUAACUGCUCUUCCUACUAUUUAUCAUUGUAAAGAUGGUGAAUUUAGGCGCUAUCAGGGUCCAAGGAUUAAGAAGGACUUCAUAAACUUUGUGAGUGAAAAAGAGUGGAAGAGUAUUGAACCUGUUUCAUCAUGGUUUGGUCCAGGUUCUAUUCUGAUGAGUAGUAUGUCAGCACUCUUUCAGCUAUCUAUGUGGAUCAGGACUUACCAUAGCUAUUUUACUGAAGACCUUGGAUUACCGGUUUGGGGAUCAUAUACAGUUUUUGCUUUAGCAACUCUACUUUCAGGACUGUUCUUAGGACUUUGUAUGAUAUUUGUGGCAGAUUGCCUUUGCCCUUCAAAAAGGCGCAGACCACAGCCAUGUCCUUCAAAAAAAUUAUUACCAGAAUCUUCUCAACCUUUGAAAAGAGUGGAGGAGGAACAAGAGGCCAAUGAAGAUGUUUUAGAAGAGGAAGCCAAAAGCAAAGAAGGAACAAACAAAGACUUUCCACAGAACGCCGUACGACAACGCUCUGUGGGUCCAUCAUUAGCUGCAGAUAAAUCCUAGUUAAUUUUCAUAGAUACCUGAAUGUUACGAUUUUGGCAAAAACAGAAGAUUGGUCAUCUCUUUUAGUUUGAGGUAAACCGUGACUUGCUUGUAUAUUGCAGGAUUCAGUCUAGAUUAUUGUUAUAUUGAACAGUCUGUGUUCAGAAAAAUAACAGCACAGGGUAUAAAAGUUUGAAAAAUGAUUUUAAGAACAGCGUGGUGGUUUGAAAAAUUCUUUAAUGUUUGAAAAAUGUGGUGCCAAGCAAUAAGAUUUGUGUAUAUUUGUUUAAUAAUAACCUGUUUCAAAUCUGAGUUGAAAAAUUACAUUUCUGAAGUAUUGCAUCAUUGGGGUAUUUAAGAUAAGAUAACUUUAGAGAAAAAGAUUUCUCAUUAAAUAUAAUUUUUCUCAGUUUCACUGUGUGAAAAAAAGAACGUAUUUCCCAUAAAUGGGAACUUUGCCCAUUGUCUCAAGAAAUGUGUAUUUCAAUGACAGCUCUGUGGUCUUUUUAGAGAUAUAGUCCAAAAUUUCCUCAUAUUUUUAGAUUAUGCAACUAACGAAAACUACCUUACUUUUAAUUACAGUUUUCUACAUAUGAUAAUACGGGAUAUGCUACUGAUAUAGUAAGUUUUUAUAAGUCCAUGUUGGUCUCUUCAUUCCUAUAAAGGCUGAUUGCCUUUUUUUCUUAUUUG